Molecule: messenger RNA, 3662 nt
Organism: Halichondria panicea
Lineage: Eukaryota; Metazoa; Porifera; Demospongiae; Suberitida; Halichondriidae
Exons: 5
Coding region: 45-2969 (974 amino acids)
Biological process (GO): protein phosphorylation; signal transduction
Cellular component (GO): cytoplasm
Molecular function (GO): protein kinase activity; ATP binding
Source: RefSeq, a predicted model, not a curated record
CAGUCAUAAAAGUGGGUGAGGUUUAUAAUUACCACCUCAGCUCCAUGAUAAAUGGCUCAGAGAAUAUAAUUAAUAAGCUGAUCAUGGCCAAAAUUCCAGACUACCAGUUCUACAUACUAAUGAAGGAUGUGUAUGGAGAGAAGGCUCCAGGGAAAAUCAUGACUUUCCUAGUAGGUUCUUUUGCAAGUGGUCCAAAUCCAAAACCUGUUCAAGUGUUCCGAGGUGAACUGCUCACUCAGAUUCCCCAACAAGAUCAAGAGUGGUCAGUACGCUAUGAUGGAAGACCACCUCACAACUUUCGCUCCAUAAAAGACACCAGUGUCACACUGUAUGGUGGUGAACACGAUGAGUAUGUUUCUCUACUGAAUGGCAAAGCGCUGCACCUUUUGGAAGCUAUUGAGAAGCCAUACAAUCGAUUCACUGUGUUCUCUGAGUACAGUAAACUAGAAUGGGGUGGCAGGCUGAAGAAAGGUGACCUGGUCUAUGUCAAGCUCCCCACACCUGUACCCACCUGGUCUGCUGGUGCAGUGAGAUAUGUUGGACCUGUGGGGUCAUUACCAGGGAUAAACUUUGGAGUGGAGAUCAAGGAUUCUCGUUACCUUGGAAAAGGCAGCACUGAUGGUUUCUAUAGGGGAUACAGAUAUUUUGAGUGUGAUAAAGACCGUGGUCUCUUUGUGUCUCUGGAUAAGCUAGCUGCACGCGCUACAUUGCACCAAGUGCUAAUAGCUUCUUUGCCGGAAAUCAUCGAUGUCAUCCAAGGGUCAUCUGUCGAUAUGCCCUCUCGCUUCAAGAUCAACGAUCGUGUGGUGGUCUACAACAGGAAGAAAGAACCCAUGGGUGGAACUGUUCGCUGGAUUGGUAGAGAUGUACACACUAGAACAAUGGACACCAACCACAUAGGGAUUGAAACAGAUUGGGUUGCUGUCACUAAUCUCUUCCCUAAAGCAUUGACAGGAAUACUUCACUUAUUUAAGGCUAAAUCUGGUCAUCGUUUGGUGGUCCCCGAGCACCUUGUGUUCAGAGAGGACUUGGCCAACACUCGCACACCCCCAGCUAGAGAUGUUGACCUUAUAGACCCAGCAGCUGUUGCACGAGAGGAGGGCAAGACUGAGAGACAGUUUAUAGCAGAGCAGAAAAAGGUUUUGAAGGAUGCUGAAGAGGCUAAGAGAAAGGAGGCCAAAAGAAAAGCUGCGGAGGAAAACGCUAGAAAAGAGAACAGAGGAAAUACCUCGAAUCCGAAACUAAAGAGUGCACUUCGAAUUCCACUUGAUAAGAGCAUUAAUUUGUCCGCUCAGAAAGAAGCACUAAAAGCUUUUGAAGAAGCAAUAAAAAAAGAGCAAGACCUCGCUGAACAAAGAAGAGAAAAUCAACUUCAGAAACAACAUUCAUGGCAUCCUGGAAGUGAUUUCACGUAUGAGACCAUACCUGAUGACGGAAUUAGACCCCAUCCAGUACCACGUCAGAAUGAAGGAGCUGCUGCAAAUUCAGUCGAUCAUGAGAAGGUACAUCAGCAACAAGGGCAGCAACAAGGGGGACCUGGAGGUUACCCACAAAACUAUUCCCAACCCCCCACAGAUCAAUCUGACCCACACAGAGGUACUGGGCAGAACCAUGAUCUGGAUCUACCACACCAUAGCAACACAAGACCAGAGGGUGUCCAGCCACCACAACCAUUAUAUUUGGAGGACUACAUGGAUGGAUGUACUGAUGGAACUUUCACAACUACAGGAGAGAAGCACUUCACCUGUGCUUAUGGUAAAGGGUUGUACUUCCCACUGGCUAGCCUCCGUCCUGAUGAAAGGUUUGGACUACAAGCUGGACAUGCUGCAUCAUCAGUAGGGAAUCGUGUUGUCCCGACUCUGCCCAAAGAGAACAAAGAUGAUAUCAUUGAGGGGCUUAAACAAGAAAACAGAAACCUUGAACAGAGAAUCAAAACCAAUCAGGCUGAGCAGUCUCAACAUAUCCAACUAUUGGAAGCUAGGUUACAACGAUUCAAUGAGCGAGAACGUACCACUUCUCAAAAAAUAGCCGAGAAAGAAAAGCAAAUACAACAACUUCAAGGAGACCGACAGAGGGCAUCCGACAGAGCCCAGCUGGUAGAAGAGCGAGAAAUGGCUGGGCGACUUGAAUUAGAAGGCAAGACGAAAGAGUUGACAGCACACAACACAGAGGUGUGGAGGAUUCCGGCCAACAGAGUGAUCAUUGGCAGGAGAAUUGGCAAAGGAGGGUGGGGGGAGGUGCUGGAGGGAACAGUGAGCGUGGCGGUCAAGCGACUACACGAAGAAAUUGAAUACCCAAUUUUUAUUGAGAAAAUGGAGAGAGAAAUGAAGUUAUUGGCUGAAGUGCGACACCCAAACCUUGUGCAAUUCAUUGGUGCUAUUUUUGAUGAGCAAAACAAUAAAUCCCCUCCUACCCUCGUUACCGAGCGUCUGGAUAUGAAUCUCCGACAAGCGUACGAACGAAAGCAACUGAACCCAGGAAACCGCCCCUCGAUCUUCAUGGACAUUGCCCUAGCUCUGAACUACCUGCACCAGCGCUACGAUCCCAUCAUCCACCGUGAUGUGAGUGCUCCCAACGUCCUACUCCAGCGAAUGCCCAACCACCAGUGGAAGGGGAAAGUCUCUGACCUCGGCUCAGCCAACUUCCUACAGCAUGCUCAGACUAGUGGUGAAGGAUGCGUACUUUAUUCAGCCCCUGAAGUGAUACCUCGAGCUUACAAUCCAAAACAAGAACAAAUUCCACAAACAACAAAGAUUGAUGUGUACAGCUACGGUGUUUUGUUAUGUGAGGUCAUCACUAGCACAUUUCCAGCAGUAAAAAAUUACUGGAGCAUGCUUAAAGAAGUCGAAAAAGACUAUCCAAAAUUCCACGAUCUGAUUACUAACUGCACUCAAGAGAGCCCCGACCACCGACCAACUAUGGCUCAAGUUCUGAACAUAUUAAAAGAUGACAAAAUGCCUAAAAUUUAGUUAGAACCUUAUUUUUGUAUGAGUGUACCCGAUAUUAUUAUACAUUGUACAUUUUAUUGUGAAACUAAUAAUUAUUGCGAGAGGGGCUGGUAAUAGAGCAAGCGAUUGAGCUAUAGGUAAAGAAAUGGAAACUGUGGAGGAAAAGCUAGAAAAGCUGCAGAAGAGAACACUAGAAAAGAGAAAAGAGGAAAUAGACUAGAUCUACGUUAAAUCCGGAACUCAGAGAAGUAAAAGGUGCACUUUCACCUAAUGAGAGCUUCUGCUCAGCAUGCAAGAGGCAAUGGAAGCUUUUGAAGCAGCAAAAAAAAGACAAGACCUUGCCAGCACUAACACUGAACAAGGAAGAGAAAAUCUAAUUCAGAAACAACAUUCAUGGCAUCCUGGAAGUGAUCCCACGUAUGAGCCCAUACCUGAUCCAGUACCACGUCACAAUCGUCAGAACGAAGGAGCUGCUGCAAAUGUUCCAGUCGAUCAUGAGAGGGCCCACCAGCAACAAAGGGGUCAUGGGGGACAUGGAGGUUACCCACCAACUUAUCCCCACCCCCCCAAGCCUCCCAAGAUCAAGACCCACACAGGAAUAUUGGGCAGACCCAUGAUUCAAGAUAUCCACCCCAACAGGGUAACACAAGACCAGAGAAUGUCCAGCCACCACAACCACAGCAUGACAUGAGACGAGUGAACAGUCAACCAAAU